UAUCUGUUCAUAUGAGCUAGUUCAGUGAACUACCAUAUUCAUGAUAUCGGUUUAGCAAAGAAAAUAAAGAAAUUUUCACGUCAUCCACGCUGUCUGACAUAAGGAUACCAACAUAGGAAGUAACGUGUCCUUCGCCGUCGCCGCCCACCGUCGAUUUGCUGGUCAGUUCUGCAAAUUCCGUUUGCUAUCUAGCGUAAUCUACUGCAGUUACAACAAUAAACGCACGGGAGAACGGCUUUCAUUAGCAACAACAAUACUUAGGUCCUCCCACAGGGGGCCACAUUUCAUUCGUAGUCACCCUGUUCGACUCGGUCAAUUCUAUAACACCAAUCUUGCUGCGUGGACUCAUCCAACAACAGAAUCAUCAUCUCCUGAAGAAUCGGAAGUAUAUUCACAAAAACAUAAAGUAGACAAUAAUUCACUAGCAGCAGAAAUGACAUUGCCAAGCGCUGCUCGCGUUUAUACAGACGUGAACGCUCACAAGCCAGAUGAAUAUUGGGACUAUGAAAACUAUGUGGUCGAUUGGGGCAAUCAGGACGAUUACCAAUUGGUACGCAAAUUGGGACGCGGCAAGUACUCUGAGGUAUUUGAGGCUAUCAACAUAACGACAACCGAGAAGUGUGUGGUCAAAAUACUGAAACCCGUAAAAAAAAAGAAGAUCAAGCGCGAAAUCAAGAUCUUGGAGAAUUUGAGGGGUGGCACCAAUAUUAUAACGCUUUUAGCUGUCGUCAAGGAUCCCGUGUCCCGCACCCCUGCCUUGAUCUUUGAACACGUGAACAAUACAGACUUUAAGCAACUCUAUCAAACACUAACAGACUACGAGAUACGCUAUUAUUUGUUUGAGCUAUUAAAGGCCCUUGAUUACUGCCACAGCAUGGGCAUUAUGCAUCGCGAUGUCAAGCCACAUAAUGUGAUGAUCGACCAUGAGAAUCGAAAAUUGCGUCUCAUUGAUUGGGGUCUCGCUGAAUUCUAUCAUCCCGGUCAAGAGUAUAAUGUGCGUGUGGCAUCGCGAUACUUUAAGGGUCCCGAACUUCUGGUCGACUAUCAGAUGUACGAUUAUUCACUGGAUAUGUGGUCAUUGGGUUGCAUGCUGGCGUCGAUGAUUUUUCGCAAAGAGCCAUUCUUCCAUGGUCAUGACAAUUACGAUCAACUAGUGCGAAUUGCCAAGGUGCUGGGCACCGAAGAACUGUAUGCCUAUCUUGAUAAGUACAAUAUUGAUCUUGAUCCGCGAUUUCAUGAUAUCCUACAACGUCAUUCACGCAAACGCUGGGAGCGCUUCGUUCAUUCUGAUAACCAACACUUGGUAUCGCCGGAAGCAUUAGAUUUUCUGGAUAAACUUUUACGUUAUGAUCAUGUUGACCGUCUCACUGCUCGCGAAGCUAUGGCGCAUCCAUACUUUUUGCCAAUUGUCAAUGGACAGGUUAAUCCAAACAACCAGCAAUAAAUAAAAACAAGGAUGAUUCCCCUAUUGUAAAGUAAACAGAAAAAACAAGCCGCAUGAUUAAGUUAAAUGAAGAAUUUCUGUGCUAAAGUUUAUAAUAAGAAGAUAACAUGCAACAUAAUUACUGAGACCAUAAUUUAAUCAACUUAUACUGAUUGAUUUCCCAUAAACCUACCACAACACAUAUGAUACAAUGAACGAAGGUCUUUUCUGUUACAAAGUAAAACAAGUUUCAAACUGCAAAAGUAAUUAUAUUUUAAAAUUAUGAUUACAAAUUCAUACACACAACAUGCUUAAAACAGAAUUUCAAGCUACAUUAUAAUUAAAGUAUAUUUAUAUCAAUAAUUAUAAAUAUAUAAUCCAAUAAAUCUCCAAUUUCUAACAAA
Molecule: messenger RNA, 1827 nt
Organism: Drosophila sulfurigaster albostrigata
Lineage: Eukaryota; Metazoa; Arthropoda; Insecta; Diptera; Drosophilidae
Gene: CkIIalpha
Product: casein kinase II subunit alpha
Exons: 3
Coding region: 434-1444 (336 amino acids)
Biological process (GO): protein phosphorylation
Cellular component (GO): protein kinase CK2 complex; cytosol; nucleus
Molecular function (GO): protein serine/threonine kinase activity; ATP binding
Source: RefSeq, a predicted model, not a curated record